Erpetoichthys calabaricus (reedfish) is the source of this 2016-nucleotide messenger RNA. RefSeq names its product beta-crystallin B3-like. The record is from RefSeq and is a predicted model, not a curated record. NCBI's taxonomy places the organism in Eukaryota, Metazoa, Chordata, Cladistia, Polypteriformes, Polypteridae. The transcript is spliced from 6 exons. Gene Ontology annotation, biological process: visual perception; lens development in camera-type eye. Gene Ontology annotation, molecular function: structural constituent of eye lens. Bases 1198 to 1869 code for a protein of 223 amino acids.
AAGCCAGCAACCUCAGCUACUGUAUAAAAAGAGCAAGAAAAGAAGAGUAUCUUUUUCCCCAAAAUGGAAGCUUAUUCUAAAAUGUUAUUCGUUAGAUCCUGCCAUAAUUUUAAAAUUUUUUGAACAGAUCCUGUAUGUGAGAAUUUGUUUUUUUGCCAAUUUUAACUAAUACAUCAGUUACCCACUAACUUAAGAGUGGUGGGGUGGGAUUCUUCCAGUUGAGCAAGGUAAGUCUACGUGCUAGUAGUGAGGUAAAGGCAAUUAUAGUUUGUCGUUCUCUUGUGCUUGCUUUGAAUUAAAAAAAAAACUGUGUGCCACAAUUCUCAUAUGGCAAGCAGAGUCUUGACCAUUCCUUCACUCCUGUUGCCAUCUAGAGGAGGCUGAACACAAAAUCUGACUGUGCCCAAGUCUAAAAACUGGCACAACGGGGAGCACAAAGUGACCACCCCAGAAAACCUGCUGACUGGGCUUUUCUCCCAAGUCCCUGGCAUGGGUGCCAGCAGCGAAUGUGCUGAAGCGAAACUUCUCUGUCUAAUCUGUUUGUUGGCAGGGGAUGCAGAGAGGCAGCUGGGCAGCGAUGCGAGGCUACUAUUGAGAACCAGUGUGGUGGACACAAUGUAUCUGACAGACUUGCUGUAUCAACAGGUCCUUGUUCUGCUGCAGUGGUCAGAAAUAAUGAAUAAAUAGCCCCCCGAAAGCGGAAGGCCAGUAUACGGCAGUAGCAGUGGGGCGCUUGGACACUCACGAAGAGCAGCAGGUACUGGUGCCACUUACCCGUCUCUGCGACCAUGUUAUGGAAAGCUCUUUGGCAAGGGCUGGGGUGCAUAACACAGAGCUAUUGGUUGAGGUCUAAAACUGGCCAGCCUGUCCGUGAACCCAGCUGGCAAAUGCUAAAGGGCAUUAGGAGUGGGUUUUGGGUCUGUGCCAUUUUCCCUGCUGACAAAUCAAGUAUGGGCAGGGUUAUCAGCUCACCACCAAUUCUGCAAAGUACUGCAGACCUCCAUCUUUAUCCUGUUACCCAAACAGUUCUUAGCCAGCAGCUUUAUAGUGUGCCAGUGACUGGAUGGCAUAUUUGGAGAGGGGUCUGUUGUGGUCUUUUGGUUCUUGUUCUUCUUAGUAGCUGCAUAGCGCUGUAAAGUGCCAGGUAUCAGUUACCUGGGCACAGGACUCAUUUAUGGAUGGCAGCUGAGCUUCAUCAUGAGCGAACCUCAAAGUGUUCCCGAGCAGAUGGCAGCAGGGAAGAGCCAAGGAGGAGCAGGUGGGAGCUACAAGGCUGUCGUUUUUGAACUUGAGAACUUCCAGGGCCGGAAGUUGGAACUCUCGGCCGAGUGUAAGGAUCUGUGCGAGAAAGGCUUUGAGAAAGUGGGCUCUGUCCUCAUCGAGUCUGGUCCUUGGGUGGGAUUUGAGCGCCAGGCCUUUGGUGGAGAGCAGUUUGUUCUGGAGAAAGGUGAAUACCCUCGGUGGGACACGUGGUCCAACAGCCAGGCUAAUUACAGCUUCAUGUCCCUCCGUCCCCUGAGAGUGGACAGUGCAGAACACAAAAUCCACCUCUUUGAGAACGCUGGCUACAAUGGGCGCAAGAUGGAGAUUGUGGAUGAUGAUGUGCCCAGCCUGUGGGCACACGGCUUUCAGGACCGCGUGGCCAGCAUCAAAGUACUGAAUGGAACCUGGGUAGGCUACAUGUACCCCGGAUAUCGAGGCCGCCAGUUUGUCUUUGAGAAGGGGGAGUUCAAGCAUUGGAAUGAUUGGGAAGCCAACCUGCCUCAGAUCCAGUCGAUCCGGCGUGUGCGUGACAUGCAGUGGCACAAACGUGGCUGUUUCCAGCUGCCUGCCACGCCUGCUGUCCCCGCGGCCGUCGGGAGCAGCUGAAGGAGAGCACUGCCGGCCAGCAGUCACUCGGACUCCGCUAAAGCCAGCAAAGCCACGAAGAAACGGCGGAUGCACCAAUGACCCGGUCCUAGCGUCCGGUGAUAAUGUCCAUGCACUACCCUCUUAAUAAAGAUUAAGACCCAUACU